Molecule: messenger RNA, 1044 nt
Organism: Coffea arabica (coffee)
Lineage: Eukaryota; Viridiplantae; Streptophyta; Magnoliopsida; Gentianales; Rubiaceae
Biological process (GO): telomere maintenance; DNA repair
Molecular function (GO): DNA helicase activity
Source: RefSeq, a predicted model, not a curated record
AUGGGUACAAGCAUUGUUGCAUAUCAGUUACCAUUAGAUGACCUUGUUAGUGUGGAUCAAGUUCACCUAACAAAAGAGAUAGAGGCUGAAAGAAAUAUAGACAUACCACCGGAAAAUCUGCUAAUGUCUUUAAAAUUAAAUUCCCAGCAAAAGUAUGCUUAUAACAAGAUCCUAGAAGCAUGCUUUGCUUCCCACAGACAUUCUUUUUUUAUUGAUGGUCCUGGAGGUACCGGUAAAACAUUUUUAUACCGGUCGCUGCUAGCUACUUUGAGAUUGCAAGGUUAUAUAGCCAUUGCAGUAGCAACCUCUGGAAUUGCAACGUCUAUCCUUCCUGGAGGAAGAACUGCACACUUAAGGUUCAAGAUAUCUCUUGAUUUCUCAAAGAACAGAACCUGUCAGCUUAACAAGCAAGGCAGUGUUGCAAAGCUGCUUUUAGAGUCUAAACUGAUCUUGUGGGAUGAAGCUUCCAUGACAAAACGAGAAACCAUUAAGACAUUUGAUGAUUUGCUUAGAGACAUGAUGGAAUCUGAACUGCCUUUUGGAGCUAAAGUUAUUGUAUUUGGUGGGGAUUUUCGACAGAUACUACCUGUUAUUGAACAAGCAACAAAAGAGGUCCUUUUGCAGUCUUGCUUUCUCAAUUCUCCAUUGUGGUAUAAGCUUCAUAAACUGAAGUUAACAGAAAACAUGCGAACUAUAUUAGAUCCUCAAUUUUCUGAAUUCCUGUUAAGAGUUGGCGAAGGGCGCGAGCCUGUGAACUUGAACAGCAAAAUAACUCUGUUCAGAGAUUUAGUCAUUCCUUAUUAUGAUAAAGAAGAAUCCUUAAACAGGUUGCUACACUCUGUAUUUCCAGAUUUAACUCUCUAUUCCCAGGAUCCGUAUAGCAUGAUUAAUAGAUGUAUUCUUACCCCUAAAAAUAACUCGGUUGAUGAGCUGAAUGAUAUAAUGAUUAGAAGGUUUCCUGGAGAGCUUCACACUUACAUUAGUUCUGACAAAGCUAUUGAUCAGCGGCACCAGGAUGAUUACAAGGAUUUCCUUAAUUCUUAG